Molecule: messenger RNA, 2019 nt
Organism: Dipodomys spectabilis (banner-tailed kangaroo rat)
Lineage: Eukaryota; Metazoa; Chordata; Mammalia; Rodentia; Heteromyidae
Gene: Cfap300
Product: cilia and flagella associated protein 300
Exons: 7
Coding region: 37-879 (280 amino acids)
Source: RefSeq, a predicted model, not a curated record
AGAGCGUCGCGCGGCUCCGACGGCUAACGCGUCGCUAUGGAAACGGCUCUCCCGAUCCGUACCUCCACGAGCUCGAUGGCAGCUGGGGAGCCGGCGCAUUCAGGUGGCUUCUACUUCAGGUUCUUGCCUCAGAGACUCUUCCCGUCUCUGAGCGCCCCGGAGACCACCAGCCGGCUGCGCCAGUGGUCCAUGCUGGGCAGACUCAAGGCGCAGGCGUUCGGGUUCGACCAGACCUUCCAGGCCCACCGGAAGGACGACUUCGUUCUGGCUUUUUUCAAAGACCCAAAUGUUAUUCCAAAUCUGCAGUUACUUUCAGAUUCUUCUGGACAAUGGAUUACACUAGGAACUGAAGUGCAAAAAAUUGAAGCUACAAACGUUCCCUGCACACAGCUUUCAAUGUCAUUCUUUAAUCGGUUAUAUGAAGAAGAUAUUGUACGAGACAGUGGACAUAUUGUGAAAUGUUUAGAUUCUUUUUGUGAUCCAUUUAUGGUUUCUGAUGAAUUGCGAAAAGUAUUGCUAAUGGAAGACUCAGAAAAAUAUGAAGUAUUCAGCCAGCCAGAUAGAGAUGAGUUCCUAUUUUGUCUUUUUAAACAUCUUUGCCUUGGUGGAUCCCUUUGUCAGUAUGAAGAUACACUCAAGCCAUACCUGGAAACAGCAAAGCUUCUCUAUAAGGAUCUGGUGAGUGUUCGAAAGCAUCCACAAACCAAGAAAAUACAAAUUACCUCUUCUGUCUUUAAAGUUACAGCCUAUGACUCGGCUGGUCUGUGCUACCCUUCCAGGAAGAAUCAUGAGCAGACAUUUUCUUACUUUGUUGUGGACCCUGUCAAACGUCACGUUAAUGUUCUGUACCACUGCUUUGGGGUUGGGGACAUGUCUUGAAUCCUUCAGAUGACCUGUAUCUACUGGCUUUUCAUUUAUUGUUUUUCUAUUUCCAUACUAAUUUAGAGACAAAUGUUUACCUUAUAGAGAGCUGCUUAGAGAAGGGAAAUGCAAGCACAAAGAGUCCCUGUCUAAGUUUGUCUGGAUUCCCUGCCACAGUGGAUACAGAGCCAUUGUGAAGUGGUGACAGCGAGUUACCAGAAACUGACAAUCUGGAUUGUAUUUGUUGUGUUAAGAUUUAAGUGAGUUCUCAAUUUCCCAUAUAUUUUGUCUUUGAAGCUAAUUCUGCAUUGAAGUGAUAAUAGAAAACUGAAAUAUCUACCACCAAUUAUUAAUAUGAAUUGUUAGCUUUUUGAACUUGAUUUUCAUUUAAUUAUGUUUUUUACAUUGCAUUAAGGUUUACAUCUCUGGAGUUAGGAAAAGCAUCAUUCCACUUAGAACCCAAUAGUGUUUGGUAACUGUAAACUCUUUCAUCCCAUAUAAUUAGAACAGCAGGUACCCCCAUCUGACACAAGAACUAUGUGAGCAGGGAAGUUGCCUGAUGAUAUAAAUUGGCAGAACUGCAAGGAUCAGGUCGUCUUGGUAUAGUGUCCUGUUACAGUCACAGAACUGUUUGGGUCUUUUUUGUUGUUGUUGUUGUUUAAUGCAGUCCAGGCUAGUCUUAAACUCUUGAACUUCCUGCCUCAGCCUCCUGUAUGCUGGAAUUACAGGUAUAUCUCACUACACCUGGCUGACAGAUUUUUUUUCCUGUGGGAAAGUGAUCAUAUCCUGUAGGUGAUGGAAAGCCUGCCAGCGGUAUUGAGCUUUGAGGAGGGAGCAGUUUGAUACACGUUCCUGAGGUACAGGGGUGAGGAUGAUAAUCGUGGACUUGAGUCUGGGCCAGAGGGCUGGGAUAAGCAGGCCUGCUCAGCCUCUGCCGCCUCACACGCACCUUGGCACAUUGCUUAUGAGUGAAUAAACUACCACUAGUUGGUACAGGCUGAAUAUGCCUUGUUGAAAUGCUUGCGACUAGAAGUCCUCUAGUUUUAGUUCUGUGGAUUUCUGUUCUGUGUGAUACUUGCAGAGACUUUACUGUUGAGCAUCCCUAAUUAAAAAGUCUGAAGAGAAAAAUUUGAAAUUUUCCAGUACUGACAGAACACU